AUGAUGAAUUAUCAAACUACGAUGGAUUAGGUAUAUACAGAAGAUGAAUAACCAAUAUGCGACCCAUCAAAUUACACUCUUUAGUAUAUUUCUAGAAUGAUGAUAAUUUCAAUAUCCUUACUUUCAUCUGGUUUCAUAGGAUUGACUUGCGUAUUAAGUAGAAAAAGAAGCUUCUGGAUUUUUAAGAUAUUAUCGUUUUAAUCAUUGUUUGAAUGCACAGAUUUAUUAUUAGCUUUAAUUUUUAAUAGGCAAUUAAUGGAAGAAAAAACAUUAAUAUAACAUUGUGGUUUAAUUGGGUAUAUAAUGCAUAGUAGUUGGAUCUCAUCCUUUUUUUGCUGCUUAUUAAUGGUAUAUUAGAUGAAUCUAUUAUUAAAAGUACUAUCAUUUUUAAUUAAGGUUAAUAAAUUCUAUGAAACUUUAUCUAAAAAUGUAAUUUAUGUUUUGCUAUCGAUAUUGGUAUUACCUUAUUUUUGGUUACUUAUACCAUACCUUUUAAAUGAUUUUGUACCAACAGGAUGGAAUUCUUAUUAAAUGAAAUGUUCUUAAUACUUUUUUUGUGGAUUUGACAAAGAUUGGAUACUUUAUCUUAUCUUUUGGACUCUACCUUAAGUUGUCCUUUUUUUAUAUGGCUUCAAAUUAGUAAGAAAAGUAACUAAUUUGAUUAUUCAUUAGAAUUAUAAUUAAGCAUCACUUCAUUUAUCAACUUUUUAAGAUGAAGAAUUUAAAAUAAUUAAAAAACUUUAAGUAUUUCCAGAAAUAUAUUCAAUCGCUUGGAUUAUCAAUUAGUUAAUAAGGUAUAAGUAAAUUAAUUUAGAUAUGUUGAUAUUAUUCCAUAAAUUCGUGAAUUAUUUGUUAAUAAUGAAGUUGGGUAUGCUUUCUACAUCCUUUUAAAUUUAGUUUUUGAAUUACAUUUAGUGAUUGUUAUGAUUUAUUUUUUGAAAAAUUACAAGUAAGUUAAAUAACCCAUUAAUUUAUAGUAAAGUGUUGAAUGUUAAACAAAUAUGGCUUUCUAUAUUUUGUUGUCAAUAAAAAGUGGAAAGAUAACAAGAAGCUAGCCUGCUUUACGAAGAUGUUAAUUAGACUUCAUGA
This is a messenger RNA of Paramecium sonneborni, 1089 nucleotides long. NCBI's taxonomy places the organism in Eukaryota, Ciliophora, Oligohymenophorea, Peniculida, Parameciidae. The record is from the annotation of a GenBank genome assembly.